AUGGAGAAUAUUGAUUCUUCUUCUAUUGAAGGAAAGGAGGAAGAAGAGCUGAUGAUGAUGAUGAAUUUGCCGUCGGGAUUUCGAUUUCAUCCAACCGAUGAAGAACUCAUCACACACUACUUAUCAGAGAAGGUUCUAAACAGCGAUUUCUCGGUCAUUUCAAUCGGAGAAGUUGAUCUCAACAAGGUCGAGCCAUGGGAUUUGCCUUGGAAAGCGAAAAUGGGGGAGAAAGAAUGGUACUUUUUCUGCGUGAGGGAUAAGAAGUAUCCGACUGGUUUAAGAACUAACAGAGCUACAGAGAAAGGAUACUGGAAAUCAACCGGGAAAGACAGGGAGAUUUUCCGGGGGGAAAUCUUGAUCGGAAUGAAGAAAACUCUGGUUUUUUACAUGGGUAGGGCUCCUAAAGGAGAGAAAUCGAACUGGGUCAUGCAUGAAUAUCGUCUUGAAGGAGAAGUUCAAAGUCACGAAUGGGUUAUUUGUAGGGUUUUUCACAAGACUGCCGGCGGGAAGAAAGUACCCAUCUCAGAUUUAUUUCCGACUAUGAAUUCAACUAUUGCCGCCGUUGGCGGCGGUUACGGCGAUGGAAUACCCAGUCCUCUUCCAUCAUUGACGAAUCAGUCCUCUUCUUUUACUGAUUUCGCUGCUGAUGUACCCUUCUUCUCCGACAACAAUCAAUUGGAUAUCAAAGAUUACAUCAUCAAUCCUGAUUUCUCACCAGUACCAGCACAGCCGCCACCUCCUUACCCCAUGAUUAAUCCUAUCCAAGAAUACCCAGAUCAGACUUUCAUUCAAGAUCGAACCUUUAUGACGAAUUCAGUGAAUUACUACAGACCGAACAAUAACAUGAAACAGACCAUGAAAACAGAGUUUGUGAACUUGUCUGAUCAGGAUUCAUGCAUGGGCAACGACGACAUCCCGGUGUUGUCGCACUGGGAAACGGGGCUGCAGCCAUUUCAUGGGCCGGAGAUGUCAGCUGUGCAAAUGGGUUCCGGCGGUCUUUGGUAUUUUGACCCUUGA
Impatiens glandulifera is the source of this 1017-nucleotide messenger RNA. Its product is annotated as NAC domain-containing protein 92-like. Gene Ontology annotation, biological process: regulation of DNA-templated transcription. Gene Ontology annotation, molecular function: DNA binding. The transcript is spliced from 2 exons. NCBI's taxonomy places the organism in Eukaryota, Viridiplantae, Streptophyta, Magnoliopsida, Ericales, Balsaminaceae. The record is from RefSeq and is a predicted model, not a curated record. Bases 1 to 1017 code for a protein of 338 amino acids.